Messenger RNA from Saccharomycopsis crataegensis, 228 nucleotides. RefSeq lists its product as uncharacterized. Bases 1 to 228 code for a protein of 75 amino acids. The transcript is spliced from 2 exons. NCBI's taxonomy places the organism in Eukaryota, Fungi, Ascomycota, Saccharomycetes, Ascoideales, Saccharomycopsidaceae. The record is from RefSeq and is a predicted model, not a curated record.
AUGUUGUCCAAUGGAAAAUUAAUCUAUUGGAAAUCCAAAAAAUCUGCAGCCAAUAUUAUUUUUUCAAAAUUGAUUUCCCAAAGAUCCACAUAUUUGAGUGCUCCAGAAACUAUGACGAAAAGUUACUGCAAUGCAAAUGAACGAAGAUUCUUCACCACGCUCGAGGGAAAAUAUGAUAGCAUUAGCAGCAAUGACAACACAAAGGAUAUGAUUUUCAAAAACUUCUAA